CCCUCACCGCCGUGGCCGCGUACGGACGAUGUCGGCGCUUCGCUACGCGGGUCUGGACGACACGGACAGCGAGGACGAGCUCCCGCCCGCCUGGGAGGAGCGGUCGACGCCGGACGGAUGGAUUUACUACGUCAAGUGAGCGGGACGGGAUGUCAUGCAGAGCAGAAGACCCAGUGGGACAACCCCAAGACAGGCAAACGCAAGAAGGUGGCUGGAGAGCUCCCGUACGGGUGGCAGCAACUCGUGGACGCCAAGGGCCAAGUCUACUUCACCGACCACAUCAACGGGCGCACGACGUUUGUGGACCCGCGCCUCGCCUUCCCCGUGGAGCAGACGGGGGCGGCUCGCUCCUCCUCCUCCGCCGCCGCGUUCCGCCAGCGCUUCGACGGCAGCAGCACGGCACUCGACGUGCUGCAGGGUCGCGACCUCAGCGGCGUCGUCGCGCUGGUCACCGGCGCCAGCAGCGGGAUCGGCUUUGAGACGUCGCGCUCUCUGGCGCUGCACGGAGCGCACGUCUUCCUGGCGUGCCGUGACGACGCCAGGGGUGCGCACGCCGCGCAGCUCAUCACCAGCGAGUGGCCCCAGGCUCAAGUGGACGUGCUGCCGCUGGACUUGGCGUCGCUGCACAGCGUACGCGAGUGCGCCGACAGCUUUAUCUCCCGGCGCCUGCCCCUGCACGUGUUGGUGUGCAACGCCGCCGUCUUCGCCGCUCCCUGGAGCCUCACGGAGGACCUGCUGGAGUCCACCUUCCAGGUGAACUACCUGGGCCACUUCUACCUGCUGCGCCUGCUCCAGGAGACGCUGGUGCGCUCGGCGCCGGCGCGGGUCGUGCUCGUCUCGUCCGAGUCGCACAGGUUCCCCGAGCUGGACGGCGCCGGCUUCCGCGUGGAUCUGUCGCGCCUGUCGCCGGCGUCGCGCUCCGACCACUGGCCGGCGCUCGCCUACAACCGCUCCAAGCUGUGCGCACUGCUGCUGGUGCUGGCGCUGCACGCUCGCCUCGCGCCGCUGCGCGUCGCCACGCACGCCGUGCACCCGGGCAACAUGGUGUCCACGCGCCUCGCUCGCCACUCCUGGGCCUACCGCCUCCUCUUCCAGCUCGCCCGCCCGUUCACCAAGUCCCCGCAGCAGGCGGCGGCCACGACGGUGUACUGCGCGACGGCGCCGGAGCUGCAGGGCGCCAGCGGCAUGUACUUCAACAACUGCUGCCGCUGCCUCCCGUCCGCGGCCGCACAGAGCGAGGAGCUGGCGCAGGACCUCUGGGAGCUCAGCGAGCGCCUCGUGAGCGAGCGCAUGGGGCCACUGCCGCCCGCUGGCAAUGCCUGAGGCGGCGGCGGCGGCUGCCAGGACUGGGGAAUCGUUGCGUUGAUCAAUAAUUGUUGUUGUUGUCGUUUCUAUUUUUGUAUUAUUUCACUUUUUUUUUUACUAAAUACGCAAAUUGUCGCAGCGGUGGCUAGGAGAUGUUGACUACCUCGCCUGGUGUACAGGAGGUCGUGGGUUCAGUCCCAACCCUGACGCCUGCUGCUGUGUAUUUGGAGUUUGCGUGUCUCUCUCUCAUCAUCAUCACGGUGAAUAGGAGAUGUUGACAACCUCCCCUGGUAUACAGGAGGUUGUGGGUUCAAUCCCAACCCUGACGCCUGCUGUGUAUUUUGAGUUAGCAUCUCUCUCUCGCACAUGAUCAUCACAGUGAAUAGGAGAUGUUCACAACCUCGCCUGGUGUGCAGGAGGUCGUGGGUUCAGUCCCAACCCUGACGCCUGCUGUAUAUUUUGAGUUAGCAUCUCUCUCUCGCACAUGAUCAUCACAGUGAAUAGGAGAUGUUCACAACCUCGCCUGGUGUGCAGGAGGUCGUGGGUUCAGUCCCAACCCUGACGCCUGCUGUAUAUUUUGAGUUAGCGUCUCUCUGUCAUGAUCAUGCUCCUGCUGCUGCUGUGUGACCCCAAUAGAAUCAUAUGCAGGUUACAUUUGUUUCCAGCAGUCACAUCGAGUUGUGGUGGUGGUUUUUUUUAAUCCGUGGGAGAGAAGAGAAAAAAAACCCGCACGCAGAACGAGGGUGCGAGAUGUCACGCGCAAACUCUCUCGACACGGGCAUCAGAUUGGGGAAUCGAACCCAGGCCAUUCUUGCCACUACGCUGCGCUGUGACGAUUCGAUACUGGGGUUGGCUGGGUCGGGAUCUAUUUUGUCGUUUAGCGAGCUUUGUUUUCAUGAUCACCGUAUGUAACAAUUUUGUAAAAUUUUUCUUUGGUUCUGUCGGUAAAGUCACGUAUAAAGAUAAAAUAAUAAAUUAAAUAAUAGCAUACUACGACGUUUCGAUUGCAACACAAGCAAUCGUCAUCCGGUAUAAAAUAAAUAUAUAGCAACAAAAAUCUAACCAGAAAACUCUAGACAGACAUCUAAGCAGACAGACAUCAUAAAGAUACACAGAGAGAGAGGUCGUCUCUGUGGCGGGGCCCCCUCUCUAUAUUUAAAGCCCCGUCACAAAGACGACCUCUCUCUUUGUGCCAAUACGUGUUCUCUCUCUCUGUGUGUAUCUUUAUGAUGUCUGUCUGCUUAUAUGUCUGUCUAUAGUUUUCUGGUGAGAUUUUUGUUGCUAUUUCUUUUAUACCUGAUGACGAUUGCUUGUGUUGCAAUCGAAACGUCGUAGUAUGCUAUUAUUUAAUUUAUUAUUUUAUCUUCAUACGUGACUUUACCGAAAGAACCAAAGAAUAAUUCCUGCAGUCACGAAAGCUCCAAAAUUAAUUUUGUAAAACCCGCAUCGGUUCCGUUCCGUUCGAAGCCGAAUCGUAAAACAAAUCAUCGUGGCUCUUCUGACUCUCACGCAAGCAAUGUGUUUUUAUUUUUCCCCGCGUAUUUUUCCACUAGGUGGAAGUUCUGUAACGUGCGAUCAAAGACGGUUAUGACCUUCACGUUGGAAAGGCGGCGAGCUGUUAUCAUGUUCGUUCACAUCCUCUGCUGCUGCUGCUGUAUAAUGUAAAGCGGAAUUUACCGCAGAGUGAAAUUGCUAUUCUUAGGUUUUUUUCCGGUAAAGUCACGUAGGUAAAAAAAUCAAAUUAAUAAAAAGUAAAAUAAAAUAAAAAUCACGACGUUUCGGAGGCAACACAACGUCAUGAUUUUUAUUUUAUUUUACUUUUUAUUAAUUUGAUGUUUUUUCCUACAUUACUUUACCGAAAAAACCUAAGAAUAUGAAUCCUUGCGGUCACGAAAGCUUCAAAUCCUGAAAUUGCUAUUCAGUGGUUCGCGAGGACCAUUGCAGUUUCAGCGACCCGGGCAAUUUCCCUACGGUCCGUGUUUGGCCUCGACGCAGAUUUGUUCCUGUAAAUAUGAUUGUUGUAAAAGUACCACUGACUGCGUCGUUGUAACGUUAAAUUGAAUUAAAAACCCGGCAAGCCAAUCUCUCAAGGGAGUCUCUCAUUUUGUUGGGCGGUGGGGGGGAAGGUUAAACAUUUCGAUUUAAAGCUUUCGUGACUGCAGGGAUUCAUCUGCUUGGUUCUUACGGUAAAGUCACGUAGAAGGGAAGUAAUACAAUAAUAAAAAUAAAACAUAAUAAAAUAAUAUAAUAAAAUUAUAAAAUAUAAUAAUAUUAAAUAAUAAUAAAAUAAAAGAAGAUGAAGGUUAAACAUUACAAACAAACAAACAACAACAGCCCCCAUUCUCCACUAAGUGACCGGUGGCGUAACCACGGUGGCGUGUGCCAGGCUAGGUGCACUUUGAGGCCAUCGCUGAUAGAGGAGGUCACGGGACAGAACCAGGUGGCAUCAGUCGACUGAGAUGACUGGCCGAUGCCACCAGCU
Lethenteron reissneri (Far Eastern brook lamprey) is the source of this 3787-nucleotide messenger RNA. RefSeq names its product WW domain-containing oxidoreductase-like. Gene Ontology annotation, molecular function: protein binding. Lineage: Eukaryota; Metazoa; Chordata; Hyperoartia; Petromyzontiformes; Petromyzontidae. The record is from RefSeq and is a predicted model, not a curated record.